Messenger RNA from Mobula hypostoma (lesser devil ray), 1774 nucleotides. RefSeq names its product E3 ubiquitin-protein ligase Rnf220-like. Bases 1 to 1659 code for a protein of 552 amino acids. The transcript is spliced from 14 exons. Gene Ontology annotation, molecular function: metal ion binding; ubiquitin protein ligase activity. The record is from RefSeq and is a predicted model, not a curated record. Gene Ontology annotation, biological process: protein ubiquitination. Lineage: Eukaryota; Metazoa; Chordata; Chondrichthyes; Myliobatiformes; Myliobatidae.
AUGGUGUCACAAGCAGACAAAAUGAUGAAGAAGGCUUUUGGCAUGUUGGCCUUCAUCAGUCAGGGCAAUGAGUACAGAAUUAGGGAUGUUAUGUUACCAUUGUAUAAGCUAUCGGGGUUUAAGAUGGAAAAUUCAUCCGGGCUACUGAACUCUCUGACUACUACUCAAGCGCUGAUGGUGUUGGCCUCUACAACGGAAAGCACUAACAGUACCACCACCCUGUGUCAGCAGGGACAGUCCUUUGCGAUGCCUGUCACUAUGGACAAAGCCCAGGUACCCUUCCUGAGUCCAUCGUACACGUUGGCUCCUGUGUACCAUCAGGCUGACGGUGCCAGCGUGGAGUACCCAGCGCCCCUCCUGCACCUCCACCCACAGUUCGGCGUACUGGGGUAUACCCCCCUUCCCUCCUUCCCUCCCUUUCAGGAGGUCGAGCGAUUCCGCCCGGCGUACCUGGGGUCGAAAUCCCUGAAGCACCUGCCAAACGUGGAGCCUCCACAGAUCAGGUACCUUGCCUCCGAGAGGGACUUCAAAAAAUACCGGGCCCAGGUCUCCAACGGCUCCUCCGCUGCCGGGAAACAGAACCCAGCAGGACCACUGGGAAUGACGUCCAGCUCCGAAACUCCGUGGAAAAGCUCUCAGCCAAGCCGGAGUAAAAAUGUUAAGACCGCACAUGACACCUGUGUAUUUCUGCGAUGUCCUCUGUGUCAGGAGGAGUUGAAGCAAGGGGAUGUUCAGCAGCACCUACAGCAGGAACUGGAGAGACUAUCUGCCCUGAAUCCCAGCUGUCAGGAAGAGUUUCCGGAUGAAAACGCAGUCCUCCAGCCAGAACCGUCACCUUCUAUCAAGGAGGAAGUGGAAACGCCCAGUGGAUCCCCUCUGUCUAACGAUGAAAGGCAACAGACUUUCCAGCAAGUGAAGAUUAACCGAGAGAGCCGGCUGAAUGGUUACAGUAGAGUUCUACCCCUGAGAACCAUUUGUAACCCAAACUCUUUGCAAGUUGGAGAUGCAGUCACAGAUCAAGAUGCCUGCAGAGCCAGAGCGAAGAGGUGCAAGCGAACCAGAGCUUCAGACGAGGAGCAGAUUUCCAGCCUCUUUUCCAAGGAUCCCAGGUUCCCAGACGCGGAGGAAGACGGCUUUCCUGGAAGCCGCUAUGUGGAAUAUGUGUUUCGGAGUGUGGGCAGGAACAACCCACUGCCUUUGCUGGGACUGAAAGGGUCAAACUCUCGUACAGCACUGGGCUUGACAGGCCGAGACAGCGAUGGAGAUCUGGAGCCCAAUGUGGAUGAACCGCCAGUUUUUUCUACAUUUAACCCGUGCAGGUGCCCCACGGCGGAGAGCCUGGAAGGACACUCACAGAGGCUGACGGAAGCACUGGAUAAGGAUGCUGCCGUGCUGAGGACGGCAAACUUGGAUGAGGAAGAAGGGGUGACGUCGGAGAUCUUAAAGGCAAGGAUCAACGAGCUCACUCAAAGGUUACAGAGGAGAGAGACCUACAGGUGCCAUGUGUGCAUGGGAUCAUACUCUGUACCCCUGACAUCAAUCCAAUGUUGGCACAUUCACUGUGAGGAAUGUUGGCUACGCACCCUGGGCUCAAAGAAGCUCUGUCCCCAGUGUAACACCAUCACCUCCCCUGGCGAUCUGCGCAGGAUCUACCUGUAGAUGGGCUCCCAGGCUGGGUUACUGCAGCUGAUCCACCACAGGUACCUCACUGCCACUGAAAGACUUCUCAUCGGUGCUUUGUCCCUGAAACAACGGCAUGGUUAAACCUCGAGAC